Molecule: messenger RNA, 1419 nt
Organism: Aphanomyces invadans
Lineage: Eukaryota; Oomycota; Saprolegniomycetes; Saprolegniales; Verrucalvaceae
Exons: 1
Coding region: 117-1154 (345 amino acids)
Molecular function (GO): phosphatidylinositol binding
Source: RefSeq, a predicted model, not a curated record
UGGACAAUUGCGAGGGCAGUCACAUCAGGACGAGUCGCAGGCUAGGAAGGACUCCUCAUUUCCGUGCCACCCACGCGAAAUCACUAGCCCGAAGCGAAGAAGCAACUACCACCGUCAUGAUCAAAACCAGCUCCACACCGCGAGGCUCGUUCAUGUCGUCGACCGCGUCUCCCCGCGUGUCGGCCACCCCGUCGUUAAACCUCGACGACGUCAACAUCAAGACGUGGAUUCUCAACACGAGCUUGAUCGACAAUGUCACGUACUACCGCAUCUUGGUGCGCCGUGGCGCGACUACAGUUAUUCAAGAGACGAAGCGCCGAUACAAUGACUUUCUCGAGUUCCGCGACAACCUCCUCGAUUUGUUUGAGACCAUGCCGACAUGCCCUCGCUGCAUGAACAUUGCCAAGGCCAUCGCGUCGUUUGAAUUCCCAAAGAAGCACUACUUUUCUGCCAAGUCCAAAGUUGUUGUGAACUAUCGCAUGCAAGCGUUCCGCAACUUCAUCUCGAUGGUCGUGACCAAAGUGUUCAACCCGUCGCCCAAGUGUCCGACGUGCGGCGGGCAAGUGAUCACGGUUGUCCUGCGAUUCCUCUUACAGCACGCGACGAUUUUGCCGGAGAACCAAGUUCCCCGUGACAUGCCACGACAAACCGUCACAACCCCCAGCUCCACCCGCAGUGACUCGGCUGCCGCCAGCUUUAACAACUUUCCGCGCUCGUCAUCGGCGCCAAUGUCUAGUUUGCGCGGUGCCAUCACGACGUCGUCCUCGUUGGCGAAUUCGAAUGCUGCGUUCCCUUCGAGUCAAUUCCCGCAUGCCGCAUCGACGGGACUGCAGACAACAUCGAGAGCCCUGCCGUCCAAGUUUUCUUCGUUGCAACGGUACUCGGUUCCACAAGAAGACCACGAAGAUAUGUACGAUGACUUUGACGAAGAUGUAUCCAAGCAAAAACAACUCGCACGCCCUCCCGCGACCUUUGACAGCUUCCUGCAUGACAAGGACAGCGCGCGCAGCUUCUCGGCCGCCUCAGAUACCAUUCCCGAUAGUGAACAACCCGAAGCGACGACGCCUGCCGUCGAACACCCGGAAGGCGAGCGCACUAGCGACAGCUCGGACGACGAGAUUGAAAUGACGGGCGUCUUCACCACGCUCAAGUAGACGGGCCAAGGCGCACUUACUAUUGCGAGGGCUCGUCGAAUGGUUGCAUGUGCCUUAAGUUAUUUACAUGGUGUGCAAUGCGUUGUCAUAGCAAUUGCACAUCCUACUCUUGUAGAUGGCGCGCUUUAACGCACGGCAGCGUCAAGACAAAGACAUGUUGCGCACGAAAUACAAGUCUUUCUGGACUUACUCCAGCUUCGACUACUGGCACUACAUGCAACAUUGCAGCAUCAGGGACUGGCGCAGCCACCAAGCAAGCAUGCUG